Molecule: messenger RNA, 2709 nt
Organism: Sinocyclocheilus anshuiensis
Lineage: Eukaryota; Metazoa; Chordata; Actinopteri; Cypriniformes; Cyprinidae
Gene: hnf1a
Product: HNF1 homeobox a
Exons: 11
Coding region: 693-2429 (578 amino acids)
Biological process (GO): pancreas development; regulation of transcription by RNA polymerase II; insulin secretion
Cellular component (GO): nucleus
Molecular function (GO): RNA polymerase II cis-regulatory region sequence-specific DNA binding; DNA-binding transcription factor activity, RNA polymerase II-specific
Source: RefSeq, a predicted model, not a curated record
UAAUUUUAAGUCACUUUUAGUACCCCUUGUGGGCCCCAGCCCCCUUGUUGUUAUCCACUAGCAUAUAUUUUAUUUUCAAUAAAAAAAAUUAAAAAUACAACAGUUUUAAAAAUACAACAAUAUUUUUAUGAUAGAUUUUCGUAGUUCAAAAUUGGAUGUCUGAGCCUGGAACAUGGAUAAAACAACUGUUUCAUAAAAAAGACAAACAAGAUGACAGUGCGAGUGUUAAAUGUGUUUGUAGUGUUCAUUUUUACUGAAUAGCUAGACUCUACACUUUGCCCUCAACACAGGCCGAGGCUAAAGUUCACCAAGAGAGAGGGAGAGAGAGAGAGAGAGAGAGAGAGAGACACAGAGGAAGGGAGGAGGGGAUGAAGGAAAAGCAAGUAGCAAAAAAAAAUCACAUUUCAAAGCAAAAGGACAACAGGUAUCUAGACUUAAUACAGGAGCAAAAGAACACUGGAAAACAAAGAGAAGAAAAGGAUAAAGAAAAUGAAAAGAAGCUGUUCAUGUGAAAGACAGACUACUGAACUCAAAGCCUGAGACAGAGGUGAAUACUGAACGUGUGCGAUAUUGUUUUGGUGUGUGUGUACGUCUGUUUGCACACAAAGAGUGUGUUGGUAAUUGCUUCAGUGACACGGACAAAGCUUCUGUGAGCAAAAUAUAGACAAAAAACGGCCACUUAAACGUGAGAGAUGGAGGGAGGAGAGGGGAGGAGAGCAGGAGAAGAACGAAGCAGCCGGCUGUCGGCCUUACAGGAGCAGCUGGUGUGGUCUCUGCUGGGAUCAGGGCUGUCAAAAGAGCUGCUGAUCCAGGCCAUGGGAGAUCUGGAGCGAGAACGGGCCUCGGCCGGUGCCGAGAGGAUGGACCGGGCCGAUGGCGAGAGCUCGGAGGAGGGAGACAUGGACAAUCCACCUCUUAUAUUCCGUGAGAUGGAGAGGCUGCCGCCGGAGGAGGCCGCGAGGCAGAGGGCUGAAGUUGACCAGCUGUUACAAGAGGAUUCUUGGCAUGUGGCUAAAAUGAUGAAGACCUACAUGCAGCAGCACAACCUACCACAGAGAGAGGUGGUGGAGUCCACCGGCCUCAACCAAUCCCAUCUCUCCCAGCACCUCAACAAGGGCACACCCAUGAAGAAUCAAAAGCGUGCCGCUCUGUACAGCUGGUAUGUCAAGAAACAGGCAGAGAUCAACCAACAGUUCACCAAUGCCAGUCGAGGUGUCAUGUCAGGAGAGGAAUCCGGGGAUGAUGUGAGAAAGGGACGAAGGAAUCGAUUCAAAUGGGGCCCAGCGUCCCAACAAAUCCUGUUCCAGGCCUAUGAACGACAGAAAAACCCCAGUAAGGAGGAAAGGGAGGGACUGGUGGAGGAGUGCAACAGUUUUAGAGCGGAGUGUCUUCAGAGGGGAGUUCCUCCAUCUCAGCUGGCUGGCCUGGGUUAUAAUUUGGUCACAGAGGUUCGUGUAUAUAAUUGGUUCGCGAAUCGGCGUAAAGAGGAGGCAUUUCGCCACAAACUGGCACUCGACGUGCCCUACAGCAGCCAAUCAGCUCCCUUGACAGGCCAGAUGCUACCAUCCAGUCCUUUAACAGUUCUGAAGUACAGUCAGCCAGUGGUGUGUGAGAGUCUGGGCACAGUGAGAAGCUCCGGUGGUGAAGACAGAGGUCAUCUAGCCAGUCCAGUCCAGCUAGAACCCAGUCAUACACUCCUGGAUACACACCAUCACAAAUCAGCAUCUGGCGGUGGCUCCUUACCUCCUGUUAGUACUCUCACUUCCUUGCAUGGAGUGUCAGGAUCCUCUGCUACCCCUCCAGGACUGAUCAUGGCCUCCCUGCCAAGUGUUAUGAGUCUGGGGGACUCCUCACUUUUCAUAGGCUUGACGUCCUCUCAACCACAGACGGUCAUCAACAAUGUAGGGGGAGGUUUUACUACCCUUCAGCCAAUCUCAUUUCAGCAGCAGCUUCACACUUCAGCUCAGCAGCCAAUAGUGCAGCAGCUUCAGAGUCAUAUUGGUCCAAGCUCCUUCAUGGCAACAAUGGCUCAGUUACCAUGCCACAUGUACAGCAAAGCAGACCUGAGCUCUUACCCCUCCUCCAGUCUCCUGUCCCAGGCUAUGGUCAUCGCAGACAGCAACAGCAUUGGGACACUGACUAACCUCACAGCUCUUCGACAGCAAUUCAAAGCAAAACAGUAUUUGAGGAAUUCAAGACAACUCUUCAGUCCUCAGAUUUUCACCUCAGAUCCUGAGGGUCAUGCUGAAACUCCUAUUGAAGAGGAGUCUUUACAUCUGCAGUCCACUUCACCAGAGCCAGUGUCUUCCGUCAGUUUGGAUCUCUACCCUCAGACACAGACAAGUGAAACCCAUCCUUCUCACCUGCUCUCCUCUCCACCCGGAGAUAUAGACCCUUACAUCACACAGAUGGUCUCUACUGCACAAUAGCUGCGGCUACUGAUGGAAAUACCCCUGAGAGCUGGUGCAUAUAAGAAAACUAACUUUUUAAAAUACACUGGAGAGCAAAAAUAAAUGAAAUAAAUAAAACAAAAAUUAACAGUCCUUUUAAAAAGCCAAACUGCCACAUUGCUACCUGCUGCCUACCCACACUGAGGAGGAAAAAAAAAACUUUAAAAUCCAUAUUAUUAAAACCUUUAAAUUAUGCUCCAUAAAAGAACUGAGUACAAUUCAAAAUGGAAUCUUAUGUGAACAUUAGCAUGUAUAUAAU